CCCAUUCGUGGUAAGCGGCUCAGAUUUCCAGUUAAACGUUCAUGUCAAGAUAUGAAGAGAUUUAUGACUCAAUAAUAUUUAUAUGGAUAGAGAUUAAAGUAAACUUACUAUUGCAGUAUAUUGUGUAAUCGUGCAUACUGCAUAACUUUGAAGUGUCGUGUGCAGUUAAUCCUAUGAUAGAAACACUUGUUAUUGUGUCAUAUUUUUACAGCUAACCAUUAUGUUUAAAUAUGAAUUGAAACUAUUGUAUUGUACAGUAUUGUAAAUUGUACAAUUGUGUGCUUCCAGUUAGUCUGUCUAUUGAGCCUACCUGUUUAUUCACAAUGUUUACGCCAACACAACAUAAGUGUUUUUCAGUUUUAGACAAAAGUGAAAUAUCAUGGCGCAAUAGAUAAUUCGUUUUUAUGUAGUUUUAGAUUCAUGGCAACGGGAAAAAGCAGGUAUCCUUUACGAUGCUAUCUAAUCCAUGGAACACCGACACAGUAUUACGUUUUCUGUACGGAUUUAUUUACAGGGGCACCGGAGUCAAGGGAAAUGCUGUAGUUAAUUGUUAACUGAGAAGCAUUGUAGAGAAGGUGGCUUUGGCGUUGUGUUUAUCAGUGUCAAUAACAUGAUUGCCAUCAUAUCAGUUAAAUUGUUGACGCCGAGCGACAACGCUGGCAGCACCAUAGAUGUUAGAAAACUAAAUUACAGUGCAAAAAAAAAAAAAAAAAAUUGUGAUACACUGUAACAAACACAACACACGCGCUUUGUCAAUAAUCUUUUUUCGGUACGGGGGCUCCAACUUUGCAAUAGACAUCAGCGGGGCCGCCGCGAUAUACAUGUAUUUUGUUACGUGACUCAAAAAACUCGUUCUUAAGUUAUAUGUGCGGAAAUGCGGCAUAAUUUAUACAUGACCAUGCAUCUAUUGACAGAAUUCCAUUAUGCCUACAAAGUUUGGUACAUUUAAGUUUCGUAUAACAAAUAGAUGCAGAUACAGUAGGUGCUGUAGAAACUGUCAAACUUUAUCACAUGUGGAUUCGAGUUGUUGUUCUCAGAUAGCAGUAUGGCAACAAGGAAGUUAAUGCGGGCUGUGGUGGUGUCCGGGUUUGGUGGUCCGUCAGUACUACAGUUCCAAUCAGACAUUCCUGUGCCCAAUCCAGGCGUCACACAGGUUCUGAUCCGUGACCAUGCCUGUGGAGUGAAUCCAGUUGAAACCCAUAUCCGCUCAGGUGCCUAUGCUGGGAAGUCAAAUUUGCCAUAUACCCCAGGUACAGAUGUGGCAGGAGAGGUGGAGGCAGUAGGAAAGCAUGUUAAAAGCUUCAAGGCAGGUGACUGGGUCUUUACAAGUGGCACAGUUACUGGUGGCUAUGCAGAACACACAGUUGCUUCAGAGGAAUAUGUUCACCCACUGCCUGACAAUCUGAAUUACAAGCAAGGUGCUGCCAUUGGAAUCCCAUACUUCACUGCAUACCGGGCGCUCUUCCAUAAGGCUCAUUUCAAAGCAGGGGAGCGAGUGCUUAUUCACGAGGCGAGCAGUGGGGUUGGGGUGGCAGCAUGUCAGAUAGCCCGGGCCUUUGGAAUGAAAUUGCUGGGUAUAGCAGGGACAUGUGAAGGGCUCAAUCUAGCACUGAAGAAUGGAGCUCAUCAGGAAGCUACCUGCGGACAGGGGGUGAAUGUGAUUGUUGAAAUGCUGUCUAAUAUGAACCUUAAUGCUGAUUUACAGCUGCUGUCAUUUGGAGGCAGGGUGAUUACUGUGGGCUGUCGAGGACCUAUUGAAAUAAACCCAAGGGACACAAUGGCUAAGGAAACUAGCAUCAUUGGCAUGUCUCUGUUCAGUGCAACAAAAGAGGAAAGAGCAGCGUCAUCUGCUUUGUUGUUUGCAGGAAUGAAAGCUGGAUUGUUAUCUCCAGUAAUUGGACCUGAGUAUCCACUGGAGCAGGCAUCUCCGGCUCAUGAAGAUAUUAUCAGCAGCUCUGGAGCCCUAGGAAAGAUGGUUCUGAUAUUGUGAUCCCUUUCUUGCAUUGCAUGUGACAAGUGGUAAUUAAAUAUAACCCUAAAUAACAGUGCUACAGUAGCACCAACAAUUAUUCAAACAGUCUCCACAUAGUUUUAUAUUGCUGUUAAUUAGUUUCAGUUGUAUAAAAUAAAAAAUUAAUAAAAUAACCAGGUCCCUCUCUCAAGCUGAGGUUUUCUGCAUUAAGUGUUAAUACCCCUUGUAUUCCUUCUGAGGGAUACUCUUGCCUUGUGGACAUCUAAAAAGAUAAAUCAGUUGACAUGUAUUUUAUUAAAUUAUUGCAAUUAAUCAACAAUACCAGUUUAGCUAUGUCAUCUUAAUAAUUAUUAUUUAAUACAUUAAAUUAUUGAAUUACUUAUUUUACUGAGCUUCUUCAAUGUUAGUCAGAUGUUCUGUGUGGAGUUGAUACCCUGUUCACAGUCCUGCUUUCAACACGUUAUUCAUGUAUGUGGUAACUCUGAAUAAUUGUGGUCCCUUUUUUGUGAUUCAGAUUCUACUGGAUCUAAUUCCCGUAACAGUCAUUAAUGACCACUGAGACCAGACUGCCUUUAAACAACCGGUUUGCUGUCGAUAUGUGUGAGGUUAACAGUAUUAAACCUUUGGUAAAGUUUCUGUAUUCACUGUAAUGGGAGAAAUGAGCUUGUGUAUUAAGGUCUGGUUGUAAUGAAAUAGAACCACAAGGCUAAUAUUAUAAAUCUGGAUUCAAUGCUGGGGAAAAAAAUCACUGUCCAUUAGCACUGACAGCAUCUGCACACAACAGGCACAUUAUCACAGUGCUGUCAAGGGAAACCUGGGUGUUUGCUCUGCAGCAAACAAACCUUAUGCCUGGAUAAACACCCUGCUUGUAAGAACAUGUUUGUUUGCAGGGCAGAACUGACUGGAAAGGCCAGGGUGAAGUUCUCAAUCAUAUGUACUUGCAUGCAAGUUUCUAAAUAUUUAUAUGCACAGUAAAUAUGUGUAAUAAUUGAAAUACAACAACAAUUUUUUAAUGUAUAGUGCAUUUAGUGACCAGUUGGUUUAAUUUGUCUGAUUCAAGACAGUGGCACUUUUUGUUUUUUUCAAAUUUGGAAUUGCCAAUUGUUUUUUACCCCAUUUUCUCCCAAAUUUUGAAAUGCUCACUUUUUUAACCCCUGCUCUGACUCGGGAGGGACAAAGACGAGCACACGCAUCCUCCGAAACGUGUGUCGGCAGCCGUCCGCUUCUUUUCACUCUGCAGGCCCGCCAUACAGCUACCUUCAGAUCUGCAGCGGUAGAGGACCAUGCAUCCCUGGGCCUCUUGCAGGCAAGCCCACAGGCACCCGGACAGUCAACAGGGGUUGCUGGUGCACGAUGAGCCAAGGACACCCAGGCCGACCUAAGCCCUCCCCACAUCGGGCAGCGCUCAGCUAGUUGUGCGCCGCUCCCUGGGAACUUCCGUCCACGGCUGGCAGUGGAAUUGCCUCGACCCGAACCAGCAACCUCCAAGGUAUAGGUUGCAUCCUGCACUCCACGCGGAGUGCCUUUACUAGAUACGCCACUCGGGAGUGCAGUGGCACCAUUUUAAAAUUCAGCUGUCACCCUUUUUUGAUAAAACCAAAUCUAAUAUUAGUCUUGCUGUUGGCCAUUAUGCAUCAAUGUAUUCUAGUAUCUUUAAUUGUCAGUAUGGCUGGUUCUGUGCAUGUGUCUCAUCAGUUGCCUUGACCAAAAUAUUUAUUUUAAUCAGGCAUCAGCAACAAGUUUGUGAUCGUGGUGAAAGAACACAAGGUAUAGUUAUUUGCAUUCGGCUUUGACUGGUGUGUUUUCUUUCACGGGCUUCCAAUGCAAUGUGUUUCUAGGG
Polyodon spathula (Mississippi paddlefish) is the source of this 3812-nucleotide messenger RNA. Its product is annotated as quinone oxidoreductase-like. Bases 1046 to 1990 code for a protein of 314 amino acids. The record is from RefSeq and is a predicted model, not a curated record. Gene Ontology annotation, cellular component: cytosol. The transcript has 8 exons. Gene Ontology annotation, molecular function: NADPH binding; quinone reductase (NADPH) activity; mRNA 3'-UTR binding. NCBI's taxonomy places the organism in Eukaryota, Metazoa, Chordata, Actinopteri, Acipenseriformes, Polyodontidae.